AUGUUGCGUAAGAAUUCUGCUAGUAGUUAUGAAAAAUGCGAAUGUAAUGAUGCGCAAAAUGAUAUUCAUGGUGUUUGUCGGUAUACCCGUGAAGAAAUGCUAAACAUGAGAGAUCUGCCGUUGAGUAGAAUACGUCCUCAAUAUUUAUCCACCGAAUUUGAUAACGAUGAGGGGAGCUUCGAACCGGAAAAAUGGCUCGAAUAUCGUUGGAUUUGUGAGGGAGUGGAAAAUCGUCCGAAUACGAAUAUGAAAAGAAAGGAGAAACUGAAGGUCGAAGCACUGGAAGGAGACACAACCGUUCUUUCUCCACAAAGGCGAGCUUUUUCUUCGGGAUGUCGUGGUGCAUCGCCGGUGAAGAACGAAGCAGAGACGGAAAGACUCGGUGCAACUAAGGCCAGUUGGCGAAGUGGUGCUGGUUUUCAGCUGAAAAAUUCCGGGACGGAAUACAAGGCAUCAUUUCACAAAAACGUGGGAAGCAGUGAGUCUUCAUUUAUAAGGACUCGUCAACAAAAUGGUACUUUGCCGAGUAGCGCUGGAAACUGGCGUUCGACCGAUACAUCAUUUAAGCCAAAUUAUCAGAAAGAAAACCAGAGGGGCAAGUCUACAGAAAUGACAGCGGACGAAAAAAUGCCAGAAUGGCUCAACGAUGGUCCAACAUCAAUGCAUGAUAUGAUUGAACUGCGUGGUUUUGAUGACGAUAAUAAGAUUAGAAGUGAUUUCUCUCAAAGAUCGAAGAGACAUCAAAUGAGAAUGGCACAGCAAAGUGAUACAAGUGAACCAAACGAAAUUUUAACAGAUGAGAAGACUGAUUUGAUAAAUUGGAGACCAUCUUCCCAGAUUGAUAAUAGCGAGUUAAGCUUAUCCUCAGUUGGUAAACCGAUUUCAUCUUGCAAUCAAAACAGUGACGGUGAUCCAUUAAGGAAUCGCAGUCUCUCUUUUGCAAUGGCGGAUAACAGUAAUUCACUGACAUCGGUACCCUUACUAAAUGGUAAAUUGCCAAAUUCCGAUGCGGAAUUUGCUGCAAUUAUGGGUAUUCUUGGUGAUGCCGAUUUGGACUCACUGAAAGAGAAUGAGAUUAAAUCGCCGGAGAUGAAAGAACCAACCGGCAGCAGAUUGUCACGCUUUUUUGCUACUACUAAAUAUGAGAAUUCCGAUAAUUCAUGCGUUAACAGAAACGAAUCUUCACAGCAGAGGCAUGCUAUUUCUUCAUCAACUUCAAUUUCCGAUCCUUUGCAGGCUUCACCAUCGAUUUCUGUUCUCAAUAAGAUAUUUUCAAAUACUUGUCAACGACCUUUUCACUCGGAAUUUAUUCCAGAACCGCAUGUUGCACCAUCAGUACAAGGAGUUCUGAGAGUUGAAGAUUUGGAACGUAAUUUCCAGAAGGAAUCGAUUCCUGGAAAUUCAUCCACUCUAUCUGCUGGUGCUGAUGGUUUUGGAAACGUAAUAACCAGCGAACAGCUCCCAUCCAAUUCACGACAGUCGUAUUUAAAUCAAACAACAAAAGGGAAUCCACUUGGCGAUCCACACCAGCAAGCACAUCUCAUGAAUAAGCUGAAUAAAUUUGCACGCCUGCAAAAUGGAACAGCGGAUGACGUUUCACGCAACGAAGAUAAUUUAACACUACCACCCAAAAUUUCCUUGACUCCAAUACAUCUGCCGGGAAUUCCAUUGAAUUCGCAAGCAUCUUCUCAUCCUGUGGCACCUCCGCCUUUCUCUGAUGUCACUCUUCAUGCAGCUUUUCUUCGUUCACAAUAUGAGAAAGCAGCCGCUUUGCACGCACUUGCUGCUAAUCAGCGGUCGGCGCUUGCUUCAAGUGCACAAGCGGUCGACAAUACUGUUUUGAGGCAUGCAUUGGCAAAUAUGAUGGGAAAUGGAACAGUGCCACAAUCAACGCAAACACGAUCGGUAACUGCCGUUGCUUCGACUCCAGCACGGACUUCUGCAACGGGCGUACUUCCGAAUUCAUUUAUGCCAACAUCGGUGAUGCGUCAAAUGACCAAAAACAAUAAUACAUCUGCGACAGUGGAAGAAAAACUUCGUCAUUCUAACGUGCCCAUAUCUUCCACGCACUAUAGCGCUGUCAAACAAAAUCUUAUGCCAGAGCAUUUCAACGUACCUCAUAAACUUGCUGGAGACGCUGUGGUUGGAAACAUGACAUCGAAAAAUGCAGCUAAUUUGAUGACAAGACUUGCUUUGCAGCAGCAGUAUGCUCAAGUACUUGCAGCAAUGCAAAAUAGUUUACCAUUGAAUAAUUGGCAAUCGAACGCUCAAAUGACAGCUUCAGUACGUGCACAAGCAUUAGCAGCUCAUGCAGAACAGCAACGACAAUAUGCACUUGCGAUGAUGCGUGGUGAUUUGAAUCAAGCACAGGUCAUUCGAGCACGAUUCCUAUCGCAACAGGCAGCAGCUUUUGCAGCUUUGCCCAGUGUUCCAGUAGCUCCUCAUCCUCAUCAUGUGGGAGCACCGUUGGUACCUAUACAACCAGUGGCGACGACAGCACCAGUUCCAGUGCCACAAAACACUCAGCCGCCUCCAUCGUUAAUACAAUAUAAAUAUCAGAAUCCUCUAGAGAAACUGCUGCAAUCAGCGGGUGUACCGGCGAACAGAGGUUUACAGCUACCAAACAGGGAGCCUUGUCAAAGUUCAUCUCUACAAACGACAACGACAGCGAGUGAUGUUCCUUCUAUAAUAUCGCGUCUUCCGCCAACUGCUAAUUGUAUUAGUGUCGAGGAACUUGAAAAACAGUUUGCAGCAAAUUGA
This is a messenger RNA of Acanthocheilonema viteae, 2760 nucleotides long. The record is from the annotation of a GenBank genome assembly. Lineage: Eukaryota; Metazoa; Nematoda; Chromadorea; Rhabditida; Onchocercidae.